This is a messenger RNA of Daucus carota subsp. sativus, 1236 nucleotides long. RefSeq lists its product as uncharacterized. The coding region runs from base 167 to 979 and encodes 270 amino acids. Lineage: Eukaryota; Viridiplantae; Streptophyta; Magnoliopsida; Apiales; Apiaceae. The record is from RefSeq and is a predicted model, not a curated record. The transcript is spliced from 8 exons.
AUGUUUAUACUCUGUAGUCAUCUAAAAACACUUUGUUUAUCUAUACAAGCUUUGUUGUUGUUUGUACUACAGCAUAUCCCAUAAAGUUACUAUAUGGGGAGAUUUUGCCACAGCCGUCAGCUCCGAUUAUUACAAGCCUGAUCUUGAACAGCCUGUGAUUUGUAUCAUGACUAACACAAAGAUUGGCGUGUUCAUGGAUCAUGUUCAGGUUGGUACUUUGCCCUCGACGAGGGUUUUUUUUAAUCUUGAUGUGGAGCCGGUUAUUGAAUUUAGGAAUCGUCUAAUUGAGAUAGGUUAUAAAUCCCCUGGAGGAUCUGCCGACGUUGCUAUGAACUCUGCCCCAGUUCUCGAGCACGUGUCAUUUGCCAGCCUAAUUGCUAAUUCUGAGUCUAUGGUCGCAAAGAAAGCUGUGUUGUCAACAUUCACGGUUUCUAGAAUUGAAGAGGAAGACGAUUUCUGGUUCCAUAGCUGCACGGCAUGCCAAGCUGAAGUACUAAGAACUGAAAGAAAGUUUAAGUGUGAGACGUGUAACCGCAGCUUUCCAUAUGCCGAUAAGAGAUUUAGGAUUCUGGUCCUAGCCGAUGAUAAGACCCAUGCCUGUAAUGUGUUAUUGAUGGAUCGUAUUGUAAAACAAAUUCUCGGGACAACUGUGACUAACAUGCUGAAUGAAAUGAAAAAGGCACCAGCCACCAGUUCAGUAUCUGAGAUGUAUAAGAAGAUUAUCGGUAAAGAGAUUUCUGCAAAGAUCAUUCUUACCGAAGGGAACAAAAACGGUGAUAGUAACAUCUACGAGGCUGUGGAACUUUUCGAUAAAACAGUGAAUGAUUCUUCAUCUGGUGAUAAAUCGCCGGAGACCAAUCCAAAUACAUUCUCAAGCUCAGGGAUUGUCCAAGGAAUUGAAUUGUUCCAUACUCCUGGGUCGGCUGGAUCUGUUUCAAAGAAGAUAAAGACGGAAGAUGAUAUAGUGCAUAUCGGAUAGUUCGCUGUCAACUAUCGAAGGUCACCAGCGCAAUCCGGAUUUCUGUUUCUUUCCUGUCUUUGAAUAAGUUAGAUGAAGUACAUGCGUACUGUUAUUGUGUUGGUAUUGGAACUAUUUUCGUAAUGAUCUUUAAGUAUUAUUGAGCAACAUUUCAGUUUUCCAUCGAUGUAAUGCUUUACUCGACCAUUUGUCGCACAUUUUUUUCAUUUCUUAUUGCGUGUUUUUGCUGGUGACCAUAAUAUAUAUUUUUUUUGUCA